AUGAAAACAGGAUCGUAUGACUUCAAUUGGAGCUCUCAGUUGAUCUCUGAAUUACUGAAGAAACCUCUUUCAUUCAGAUUUCGACAACCUGUUGAUCCAGUGAAAGAUGGAGCACCCAAUUAUCUUGAAAUUGUUAAAAAUCCAAUCGAUUUGUCAGCAAUAAAAGCAAAAUUACAAGCAGAAUCAUAUAAUAGCGUUAAUGAAGUAAUUGAUGAUAUAGAUUUGAUAUAUAAAAAUUCAGUACUUUUUAAUGGCGAAAAGGAUUUACUUACUUACAUCGCAAAAGACAUUUCAUCAUAUGCGCAUACGAAACUUAGUGAAAAAUGCUCCUCAAGAGCAGAAGAAAAUAUCAAGAAAAUAGAAAGAAUCAUGAAUGAAAUUAACGAACACAUCAAAUGUCAGCCGCCAAGGCCAACUCCAUUACCAAAAGAAGAAAAAACAAAAAUUAAACCAAAAGCAAUUGAAAUUCCACCUCAACCUACUGAUGUUCCUCAAAUUAUUGAAUCUCAUCCCGAAACUCCUGUUGUUAAACAAGAACAGCCAGCUGAAACAGUUAAAGAAGAAAAAACUGCAGAAGUUCCCCCUGAAAAACCAGUGGAAACUGCUACAGAACUGCCAAAAGUUUCAGAAUCUCAACCAACGGUAGAAAUUCAACCUCAACCAGCAGAAGAAAUUACUAGUAGUACUCAGAAUACUAAUAUCGAACCAGCAACACAGCCACAAGUCGCUCCAGAAGAAAAACCAGCAAAUCCACCACCUGCUCAGGAAACUCCUCAAGAAAAUCCACCGGAAUCAUCCGAUAACGACCUUCCCGUACUUGUUUCAAGCACUGUUGUUCAGUCACCUCCGCCAAAUCAAUAA
Trichomonas vaginalis G3 is the source of this 861-nucleotide messenger RNA. Its product is annotated as acetylation-dependent protein binding. The record is from RefSeq and is a predicted model, not a curated record. Gene Ontology annotation, molecular function: protein binding. The transcript has a single exon. Lineage: Eukaryota; Parabasalia; Trichomonadida; Trichomonadidae. Bases 1 to 861 code for a protein of 286 amino acids.